Molecule: messenger RNA, 900 nt
Organism: Phanerochaete carnosa HHB-10118-sp
Lineage: Eukaryota; Fungi; Basidiomycota; Agaricomycetes; Polyporales; Phanerochaetaceae
Exons: 3
Coding region: 1-900 (299 amino acids)
Molecular function (GO): nickel cation binding
Source: RefSeq, a predicted model, not a curated record
AUGGACAGCAACGACGAAGCCUACAUCCUCCUCUUGCUCUCCGAUGGGAACUUGCCUACCGGGGCAUUUGUGGCUUCCGCAGGCCUAGAGUCUUUUGUAACCCAUGGCUUCAUGACACCCUCAGGGGUCACGCCAGGGAGGAAGAAGGACAAGCUCGAGUAUACUAUCGAGUUCAUUCGCGACAACCUUACUUCUUACGCCAGAACUGCCUCGCCUUUUGUUUCGGAUGCGCAUGUACUCGUGCAGGAGGAAGUGGCCUUAGCCGCUGCUUCAGGUUUCGAGGGAUCUAUGGCGGACACCAUGCUCCGCCUUCAAGCUCUAGAUGGCUUAUACGAGGCGACAACGCUCAACCAUGUUACCCGGCGCGCGUCUAAGACGCAAGGUGUCGCACUUCUUUCGCUUUACUCGAAGGGCUUCACGAAACCCUCUGUCGUUCGAAGGACUGAGGACGCGCGUGAGAACGACAUAGACAUUCGACUAGGGUCUCUAGUCGAUGAGUUCAAGGUAGCCAUAAGGCGCGAGGAGACACACGGGCACCUGCCGAUAUGCUGGGGAGUUUUAACUGCGGCACUUGGUUUAUCUAUCGAACGAAGCCAGUUUUUACACCUAUUCUUAUGCGCUCGCGGAAUCUUAUCCGCCGGAGUACGCAUGAACAUUAUCGGUCCAUACGCUGCUCAGCAGCUGCUCCUGCAUGCUGUGAAACCGCUGGUCACAGAAGAGGCCAAACGAUGUGGCACCCUGCGCACAGGGCUGAAACGAAGAUCAGAGAACAAAGAUAUUGACUCUGACCCAUUUGACGGAGAUAUCCUGACCUACAACGGUCCUGCGAGUACGUGGCCUCUGGGGGAGAUACUUGGGGCAAGACACGACUUGCAACAUUCUAGGGUUUUUAAUAGCUGA